AUGGAAUAUGCCUGUGCACAUUGCAGUGCUCUUCACUGGCUUGACGAGAAAACCACCAAUUCCCUGCGCCACUGCCCAGAAUUUGGUAUGUGCUGUAACCAUGGACAGGUACAGCUGCCAUAUCUUCAGCCUCCACCUGCAUAUCUUUACAACCUCUUCACAUCGAAUGAUGGACAAGCUAAAAAAUUUCGUGACAAUAUCGUUCAGUACAAUUCUGCUUUGGCUUUCACAUCGGUUGGCGUAAAAAUAGAUAAUACAGUCAACUGUCAUGGGCGGGGGCCUCCUGUAUUCCGUAUUCAUGGUGAAUUGAAACAUUGGUCUGGGGCAUUACUGCCUCGCGAAGGAAGUCCACCUGCUUAUGCACAACUGUACAUCCUUGAUCCUCAGACUGCUCUUCAAUACCGAAUGCACCACAACGAGAACCUUCACCAUGAGACAAUGCUAGCACUACAAAAUCUUCUUCAAGCAGUCAAUCCAUAUGCAAGGGCUUAUUUACAUGCAUAUGAGAUUCUUUGUAAAUAUCCAGAUGCCAGAGAUCUGUCAAUUCGGCUGCGUAUCAUGCCUGGUCAAGACCGAAGGAGGUAUAAUCUCCCUACUGCUGAUGAGGUCGCCGUUGUUGUCCCUGGUGAUGGGACACAAGUUGUGGACACUCGUGACAUUAUUUUGUCUCUUCGUCCUAAUGCAGAGGGGUUUGGUUGUGGGGCUCUGCAGAGAGUCAAUGAUGGUAAUGCAGCUUAUGCACCCCUCCACUAUGUUCUUCUCUUUCCA
Molecule: messenger RNA, 768 nt
Organism: Lentinula edodes (shiitake mushroom)
Lineage: Eukaryota; Fungi; Basidiomycota; Agaricomycetes; Agaricales; Omphalotaceae
Exons: 1
Source: RefSeq, a predicted model, not a curated record